AUGAAGAUUACAACUCUGUCGUGGUUGCUUCUGAAUCAACUAUUGACACUGUGCCUAGCCAGAGCCCAAAGCUGCAACCCCGAUGGUUUUGUGAAGAGCAAGUUUGAGCAGAACCAAGGCCUACGAUAUGUGAAUCUGUCUGACGAGAACAGGAUCCUCCACAUCCAAACUGUACCCGACGAUGUUCCCCAAGUUGCUAUGGGCGCUUUAUGGAGCGACAACAUAGACCGACUCUUCCUCUUCGGCGGUCAGUACUCGAACUCCUCCGCCAGUGCUCCAUCUGCGGUAGAAACGGUAUGGUCAUACACCGAGAGCACUGGAUCCUGGGAGAAAAUCUCCGUUCAAAAUCCUCCAGCCUUUCGUCUGGCCCGCGGCGCAAGCGUAAGCGUUCCAGAAACAAGAAAGGCAUACUGGAUGGGCGGUUGGGCAGACAACUCUACCACUUUUGGAAUGCAUGACCGAAUUUACCAACGCCAACUCAUCGAAUUCGACAUGCAAACCCACAACUUCUCCUAUUACGAUGUUCCGGGCGGGUUCGGCGUCCAAAGAACCGGUGGCGGACUGGUCUAUCUCCCAUACGGGAAAAAGGGAGUGUUAAUCGCCAUGGGCGGGUCUAUGUGUACAAGCGAGGACUGUCACCCGGUUCCCGGUUAUCACCCGCUCACCCAGGUGUCGGUCUACGAUCUGGCGUCUGAGAGGAUCUACUCGCAGGAAUCCACUACGGGAAACGGAGAUCCAACGACAAAAGGGUGGGUGUGGCCUGAAGCACGUGCAGACUUUUGCAUGGUAACUGUCCCGUCGUAUGACGAGACAGUCCAUGCUAUCUACGCGUGGGGAGGCAUGGUUGGUCCUGAUGGAAAUGGCAGUGACAACGUCUGGGUCCUGUUGAUACCACAGUUCGUCUGGGUGGAGGUCUAUAACGGUCCGUACGGACGGUUCGGAGCAACCUGCCAGGUCACACACGAACGGUUUAUGAUGUUCAGCGGCGGCGAACGGCAAUUUGGGUCCAAUAUGGGUGUAUUGGACCUCACUACAGUAUCCAACGGAUGGUGGGAUGGGUGGGUGGAGGCAUGGCAGGACUUGACUGACGGCCAGAGAUAUCCUGCAGUAGAGCCCUGGUUCAGGUACAGCCCGCGCUUUGCCGCCUAUCAUCUGGGGUCAAGUCUGAGAAGGGUUGCUGGUAAUCCAGCACGGCAGUUUGGAGACGAGUCACCAGCCGAUAUUCAGCGUCCAUUCUCCGGAUGGAGUCAUUCUGAGUUGAAGCUCAUCUUCAGCCCCUCGAACCAUACGCGGCCCAAUCCUUUUCGAACCAGAAACUAUCUCGCAGCAGCAAAGAUCACACCGGCCCUACUUAUUGUGAUUUCCUUCUCUAUAUACAUGGCGCUGUACCUCUACUCCCUCCUCCAGUUCAAAAGACGAGGUUACAUGCAGGUUGUCUCCGGGACGACAUCGAUGACCUGGCGUCCUUUCGUCACUCGUAACCCGUACCUCCUUUUUCUCGCUCUUUCGUCCCUCUCUCUGCUCGUCGUCGUCGAACUCCUCUACCAACACUCCAUCAAUCCCGCCUUCGAGCCUGGCCUCCGCAUCAUGCACACAAAUGGAUCCGAACCUUCACCUCCAGGCUAUUACCCCACCAUCACCUCCCGUCCUCGCCUCGGACUCUACACCUACUGGGACUCGGAAAGCACGAAUUUCAAAGACAUGCGCGGCACCUCCAGCCGCUUGAAACCGGAGGGGUACGUCGUCUGGAACUACCUCCCAACCAUCGUCGUUGUGCUUUAUGGCCUGCUCUGGCAGCAGUGCGAUGCGGAGGUUGAGCGUAUUGAACCUUACUAUCACUUGUUCAAUCACAACAUGAAGCAGACAGCUGACAGGACGUUGAAUGUGGAUUACCACACUUUCUGGGCCCCGCUAAGGUUGUGGCAGGCCGUGAAGUACAGGCAGUGGACUUGUCUUCUGUCUAGCACGGCGUACAUCAUUGCGUUUGCGGUGAUUCCCAACCUUCAGAACUCCCUAUUUUCCCUGGAAAAGAGACAUGGUGGAACAUAUGGAGACUUGGUGGAUUUCGCAAACGAUGCGGAUGGUGUGGGAUAUGGUGUGAGGGUGGCAGUGAUGGAUGGAUCGUUUGCGAGGGCUCUCGAAUUUAUGUUUGGGGUGAAUAUGCUGUGUGCCGUUGCUCUGAUAGCCAUUUUUUGGCAAAGGGAAACAAGCACAGAGGGGUCCGGGUUGUAUGGCGACCCGAGGGGGAUGAACUGGUUGAAGGAGUUGACCGAUGAAGGCGAGUUGAUGCGCGCUACGUCUUUUUCAGACAAUGUGCAGCCAAUUUGCCAGUGGGUCCUCCCAAGGGGACUUCAAGAUUUUGUUGGUGAUCCUGACGGACUGGAUGAGUGGGCACGAAAUCACUUGUGCUGGACGGAAUUUCAAAACGGUGGACUGCGUUUAAAGUUUGAGUGCGCACACGAGCCCGCUCCGACUUCGUCCAAGUCAUUCAAGCCUCUGCUGAAUUCGAUUCGGGAUUUCCUGAACCAAAAGUGGCCGAUACACGUUCAGCAAAGACCAUUCAUGUUGAACCCAAUUCCGUUCACAUGUCUCCUUUUGGCAAUCAUCGCAGUCUUCGGUUUGACGCUUUGGAUACUGUGCAGACAUCUCAUGGCGAUCAAGAGCCAGGAUGAUACUAUUCCUUUACCACCGGAACUAUAUCUAGUCAUCGGUGUGCUAGUUAAGGCAAGUCUGACUUCAUUUCUUCCCAGCUUCUAG
Neurospora crassa OR74A is the source of this 2757-nucleotide messenger RNA. RefSeq lists its product as hypothetical. Gene Ontology annotation, molecular function: protein binding. The record is from RefSeq and is a predicted model, not a curated record. Bases 1 to 2757 code for a protein of 918 amino acids. NCBI's taxonomy places the organism in Eukaryota, Fungi, Ascomycota, Sordariomycetes, Sordariales, Sordariaceae. The transcript has 3 exons.